AUGGCUUUACAAAACAAUAGCUUCCAUGGCGAUAUCCCACCACAGAUAGGCAACUUGUUUCGGCUCCGUCUUUUAAUUCUUAGUAACAACUCAUUUAGUGGGCCAAUACCAUCCAACCUUUCUCAUUGCUCGAACCUCGAGACCCUACAUCUCAUGUAUAACCAACUUGUGGGGAGAAUUCAUUCCAAUCUUGGUUUUUUACCAAGGCUUAAAGUGUUCAACUUGGGUACAAACAAUCUUGUAGGUUCUAUUCCUCCUUCGAUUGGAAAUCUCUCGCUGCUUGAACAGCUCUCCUUGGCACGAAAUGCAUUGUGCGGAGAAAUACCUGCGGAAUUGUCCAAACUCGAGAGGUUGUUAUAUUUGCGAGUAUCAUCCAACAAACUAACUGGCGAAAUUUCACCAGGGAUUUUUAACAUCUCCAGCAUUACAAUCUUUGAUGUUGGUUGGAACCAACUACGGGGAAGUUUUCCCUUUGAUUUCGGCACCACUAUUCCUUCUCUCCGUGGCCUUGGGGCCGCCUCUAACUUGUUCACUGGGACGGUUCCGUCAUCGUUAACGAAUGCCACUGGUCUUCAAAAAAUUUUCCUUUACAACAACAGUUUCCAAGGGCCAAUACCAAAAAAUCUAGGAAGGCUAAAGGGCCUUCGCGUAAUUUCGUUGGCUAUUAACCAGCUGCAGGAUGACUUAAGUUUUACUUCUUCUUUAGCUAAUUGUUCCAACUUAGAAAUUCUCUCAUUGGGCUCAAACUUGAUUCACGGAUCGUUGUCAACAUCCAUCUCCAAUCUCUCCACCAGCAUUGAGCGAAUUUAUAUGUUAAACAAUCAGAUCCAAGGAACCAUUCCUUCAGCCCUCGGAAAUCUCUUCAACUUGUCUAUCUUGACUUUAGCUGAUAAUUUUCUAACUGAUCACAUUCCUGAUUCCAUCGGAGCACUAUACAGUUUGCAAGGACUUGAUAUAAGUGGAAACAUGUUUACUGGAGAGAUACCAUCUUCAAUUGGUAACAUGACAUCAUUAUAUCGCCUUGACCUUAGCUCCAACAAUUUCCAAGGCUACAUACCGCAAAGUCUUGGCAACUGCAAGAAACUGAUUGGGUUCGAUCUUUCAAACAAUAACCUAGUUGGCUCAAUUCCAAUUGAAGUCAUGGGGCUUUCUUCCUUGUCGAUCCUCUUUAGUUUAGCACAUAAUAAUUUAAGUGGAUCUCUUCCAUUACGAGUUGGCUCUUUAAUAAAUCUUAAAGAAUUAGAUCUGUCUUACAACAAAUUGACUGGCUUAAUUCCAACCUCCAUCGGCAAGUGCUUGAAAUUGGAAUGGCUUCACUUAGAAGCUAAUUCCUUUUAUGGUCAAAUCCCCCAAGCUUUACAUCCAUUACGGGGUCUAGAAUACCUGGAUCUUUCCAAUAAUGAUUUUUCUGGUCCAAUCCCAAGCUUUCUCGAAGAGCUCUCACUGCUCAAGUACUUGAAUUUGUCCUUCAAUGAACUAGAAGGACAAGUUCCAAAGGGUGGAGUUUUUCUUAAUGCAAGUGCUGUAUCGAUUUCUGGAAAUAGAGAAUUAUGUGGAGGUGUUAUGGGUCUAAACCUUCCUCUUUGCAAAUCACCAAGCUCUAAGAAGUCUUCUUCAACCAAGGUCAUAGUAAUAUCGGUGGUAGCCAGUAGUUUGUUAUGUUUCGUUUUGUUGCUCCUAUGUCUGUCUAUCUUCUACCACAAAAAAAAGCAGACAACAACCAAUGCCUCCACUUCAUUAUCCUUCGAGCAUCAAUUCUUGAGGAUUUCUUAUGAACUACUCUUGAGAGCUACGAACAGAUUCUCCGAGACCAAUUUGAUUGGUAAAGGAAGAUAUGGUAUAGUUUAUAAAGGGAUUCUUGAUGGUGGUGCCAUGGUGGCAGUGAAGGUGCUCAAUUUAACACAAAGAGGUGCUUCGAGGAGCUUUGUCACAGAAUGUCAGACUCUAGGAGCCAUUAGGCACCGAAACCUCAUUAAGAUACUAAGCAUAUGUUCAAGCAUGGACUUUUGUGGCAAUGACUUCAAAGCUCUUAUAUACGAGUUCAUGGCUAAUAAGAGCUUGGAGGAGUGGCUGCACCCUAAUACUGAAGGACAAGAUGAUGAGCAUGGCGAAUUGAUAAAUCUGAGGCUAGUGCAGAGAUUAAACAUCGCCAUUGACAUAGCUAUUGCCAUUGAAUAUCUCCACAAGGGUUGUUUUCCACCAAUCAUCCAUGGAGAUUUGAAGCCGAGUAAUGUUCUUCUGGACAACAACAUGGUGGCUCGAGUUGGAGAUUUUGGGCUUGCAAAGAUCAUUACCAUGGUUUCAGAAUAUGGCAUGGGACAUAAGGUUUCUACACUUGGGGAUGCAUAUAGUUACGGCAUUUUAAUAUUGGAGAUGUUCACUGGGAGGAGACCCACUGAAGAGACCUUCGGGCUUGAUCUUAACCUUCAUAGCUUUGUUCAAGCGGCUUUUCCCGAUCGAGUAAUGGACAUCGUAGACUUAAGGCUUUGGAGUGAAGCUGGUGAUCGACAACAAGAGAUUAAGAUCAGAGAUUGCAUUAUCUCCGUAUUCAAAGUUGGAGUCGCAUGUUCGAUGGAAUCAUCUUCGGAUCGAAUGGACAUGACCGAGGCAAUUGGGAAAUUACACUUGAUCAAGGCGAGUUAUGAAACCAAAGAGAGGAGGAUAGUUAUGUAG
This is a messenger RNA of Eucalyptus grandis, 2673 nucleotides long. Its product is annotated as putative receptor-like protein kinase At3g47110. NCBI's taxonomy places the organism in Eukaryota, Viridiplantae, Streptophyta, Magnoliopsida, Myrtales, Myrtaceae. Gene Ontology annotation, molecular function: ATP binding; protein kinase activity; protein binding. The record is from RefSeq and is a predicted model, not a curated record. Bases 1 to 2673 code for a protein of 890 amino acids. The transcript is spliced from 2 exons. Gene Ontology annotation, biological process: protein phosphorylation.